Effrenium voratum is the source of this 1443-nucleotide messenger RNA. NCBI's taxonomy places the organism in Eukaryota, Dinophyceae, Suessiales, Symbiodiniaceae. The record is from the annotation of a GenBank genome assembly.
AUAUCGUUGUUGCUGCUUUGACACGUGGGUAGCAAAUAAUGGCUUGAGCGCUUGAGAGACACACCUUCGUCAUGGCGGACAGCGUUGCCCCACGGUACAUUUGCUUCCUCUGCAAGCGGAAGUUCGCGAGCGCGGCCUUGCUCACGAAGCACAAGCAGCUGUCGGAACUACACCGUCGAAACCUCACCAAGCAGGAAGAGGAGAGCCAGCAGCGAAAGGAGGAGCUUCGGCAGGCCAUUGCGGCGGUGAAGCGCCAGCUCCAGGACGUGGAGGCCACAUUGAACAAGCUGGAUGUUCCGGACGAGUCCCUGGAGACCCAGCGCUUCAACCUGGAGAUGAAAUGCCGCCAGGCCAUGUCAGAGUAUGGCCAAGUCCAGGAAAAGCUGGAGACGAAUCGUCAUCAACAGCUCUGCGAGCGUUUGCAAGGCACCGACGGAGGCAACCCCCCCUGGUCGCUCACGGGAGCGCACGAGACCACAGUGGGCCGUUUGCAAAUGUCUGCAGGUGCAUCUUCGUGGCAGGGGAACAAGGAGGUGCAGGAGGACCGCUUCCUCACUGACGUGGAACUUCAAGCUCCAGGUGGUCAGCGGAUCGUGGGCGUCAUUGUCUUCGAUGGCCAUUCAGGGAGUCUCUGCGUUGACAUCAUGAUGGACUGGCUGCCCAGGAACCUCCAGAAGUGUCUCUCGGCGAAGCCGGCACUCACGGAGGAGCAUUUGAAGCAGGCGGUGACGGAGGCGUGUGUUUUGACAGACGACGAGUUUCUGGUGAAGGCUCGUGAGAGGGAGGCCCUGGACGGCACCACCAUGGUGCUGUGCCUGAUUUGGCCAGAUGAAGGCCGGCAGAAGACCAGGAGCAGGCUGCUGGUGGCCAACCUGGGAGACUCCCGCGCAGUUCUCUGCCGGCAGCAGGGCAGCACGCUGGGGGCGCGGAGGUUGUCGGAGGACCACAAGCCCGGGCGGCCGGACGAGCAGCGCCGUAUCGAGAGCUGCGGGGGGGUGGUGGACAUGCAGGGCGUGUGGCGGGUCUUCACGCCGGGCCCCGCCACCUUCGGGGGGCGCAGCCUGCUCUGGGGCCUCGCCGUCUCCCGUGCUUUCGGGGACCUCCUGAUGAAGGAGCCGCAAAGAUACGGCUGCACAGGCGUCACCGGACCUCUGGUGAGCGCCAUGCCCGAGAUCACCCUCAGCGAGCUGAACGUCAACGAGGACAGGUUCUUGGUGCUUGCCUGCGACGGCAUCUGGGAUGUCAUGGAUGACGAGGAGGCCAUCAGCGUUUGCUCCGAGCACAAGACUGCCGACUUGGCGUCCCGCGCGCUGGUCCGGCGGGCCUUUGAGCUGGGCAGCGAUGACAACCUAACUGCGGUGGUGAUCGCCUGGCAGGUUGAGGAGGCGGAUAAUGAGAAGAAGCCCCGGCUCGACUAGUUGCGACAUGGCAAAAGCAAAUUGC